Molecule: messenger RNA, 249 nt
Organism: Arabidopsis lyrata subsp. lyrata
Lineage: Eukaryota; Viridiplantae; Streptophyta; Magnoliopsida; Brassicales; Brassicaceae
Source: RefSeq, a predicted model, not a curated record
AUGGUUCUUACAGAAGCUGAGAUUAAAGCCGAAUUGGAUCGUCUCAUGGAAGCACCGGAAGUAGAUGAGAGCAAGUGAAGGUAAAUGUUCAAUUUGGAGAAGAGAAUGAUUGAGGUCAUUAAAACAAACCAAGGAGUUAUAGAUCCCAAGUAUAUGAAGACAAUUGAAUACCUAAAGAUGGAUAAACGACUCCAACCUAUGAUCAAAGGUACAAGAACUUCUAUUGUGGAGAAGAAGGCUUCCUCCUAG